Molecule: messenger RNA, 330 nt
Organism: Brugia malayi
Lineage: Eukaryota; Metazoa; Nematoda; Chromadorea; Rhabditida; Onchocercidae
Exons: 3
Coding region: 1-330 (109 amino acids)
Biological process (GO): glycolipid biosynthetic process
Cellular component (GO): plasma membrane; lipid droplet; mitochondrion
Source: RefSeq, a predicted model, not a curated record
AUGGUAAUACAGUGUUUUGAAUUUCAGGUUAAGCAAGCAUCGUUUACUUACUGGUUCUUUGGUACUGGUUGGGCAGAAAGGCAUAGCUCUUUUGAUGAGUACACUGUUAAACCAACUAAACAGAUGGUAGCUCGUUGCGUCGGUCCGGAUGCCGGAUACAUUUCAACUUCAGCCUGUGUAUUAGCUGCUGCGUUGUCGUUACUCAAUGAUGCUGAUAAACUUCCACAAGGAGGUGUAUACACAUCAGCGGCAGCAUUCAAAGACACAGGGAUCUAUGAUCGUCUCGAAAGAUAUGGUGUUCGAUUUGAAAUUGUUGACGAGCUUCAUUGA